CGCGGAUGACCUGGCCCGUGCCUUUUUUCCGUGGAACCUGAGGGAACACUCACAGAUUUUGAUUUCCCACUCUAGAACCGGAAGAAUCUUCAAAAGAAAGAAAAUUAACAAAACACCCGGUGAACACAUCGUGGGAUAUUUACGCAGUUCCUAGAGGAAACUUAUCUCAGUGACCAAGAAAGUAUCUAGGUCACCAUGGCGACUGGACAGAAGUUGAUGAGAGCUAUUAGAGUUUUUGAAUUUGGUGGACCAGAAGUGCUGAAACUCCAGUCGAAUGUUGCCAUACCAAUUCCAAAAGACCAUCAGGUUCUAAUUAAAGUCCAAGCAUGUGGUGUAAACCCAGUGGACACAUAUAUUCGCUCUGGUACUUACAGUAGAAAACCACUUCUACCCUAUACUCCUGGCUUAGAUGUGGCUGGAAUAAUAGAAGCUGUCGGAGAGAGUGUAUCUGCUUUCAAGAAAGGUGACAGAGUUUUCACUACCAGCACAAUCUCUGGGGGCUACGCAGAGUAUGCUCUGGCAGCCGAUCACACUGUUUACACACUGCCAGAAAAACUGGACUUUAAACAAGGAGCUGCCAUCGGGAUCCCGUAUUUUACUGCUUAUCGAGCACUGCUUCACAGUGCCCGUGUGAAAGCUGGAGAAAGUGUUCUGGUUCAUGGGGCUAGUGGAGGGGUUGGAAUAGCAGCAUGCCAAAUUGCUAGAGCUUAUGGCUUAAAGGUUUUGGGCACAGCUGGUACUGAGGAAGGACAAAAGAUUGUUUUGCAAAAUGGAGCCCAUGAAGUGUUUAAUCACAAAGAAGCUAAUUAUAUUGAUAAAAUUAAGAAAUCUGUUGGUGAAAAAGGAGUUGAUGUGAUUAUUGAAAUGCUAGCUAAUGUAAAUCUUAGCAACGAUUUGAAUCUUUUGUCACGUGGAGGACGAGUAAUAGUUGUUGGCAGCAGGGGUCCUAUUGAAAUAAACCCACGGGACACCAUGGCAAAGGAAUCUAGCAUAAUAGGAGUUGCUCUCUAUUCAUCCACCAAGGAGGAAUUUCAGCAGUUUGCAGCAGCCCUUCAAGCUGGAAUGGAAAUUGGUUGGUUGAGACCAGUAAUAGGUCCCCAGUAUCCAUUGGAGAAGGUGGCUCAGGCUCAUGAAGAUAUCAUUCAUAGCAGUGGGGCUACUGGGAAAAUGAUUCUUCUCUUAAAUUGAUUAAUCCUUCCACAGAUUUCCUGCAUAAUUAAAGGUUUCUUACCUCAGUUUUACGUACACUAUAUGUGCUUUAAUUAGCAUUCAUUUGAUCCUGUGAGUUUCUUAUAUUAAAAAAAAGAUGUAUCUUUA
Molecule: messenger RNA, 1317 nt
Organism: Physeter macrocephalus (sperm whale)
Lineage: Eukaryota; Metazoa; Chordata; Mammalia; Artiodactyla; Physeteridae
Gene: CRYZ
Product: crystallin zeta
Exons: 10
Coding region: 196-1188 (330 amino acids)
Cellular component (GO): cytosol
Molecular function (GO): mRNA 3'-UTR binding; NADPH binding; zinc ion binding
Source: RefSeq, a predicted model, not a curated record